AUGGGGCUGCACCGGCUGUGCGCAAGACUCGGCAUCAUGGCCUGUGGGCUCCUGCUGCUUCUAGUCCCCAGCAAUGGCCAGGACUCUACCAACCCUAUUAGGACCACAAACUCCGGGCAGGUGCGGGGAAGUCUUGUGCAUGUAAAAGGCACCAACGUGGGUGUCCACACUUUCCUGGGCAUUCCCUUUGCCAAACCACCUCUGGGACCACUGCGCUUUGCACCUCCUGAGCCUGCUGAAGCUUGGAGUGGAGUGAGAGAUGGCACCUCCCACCCUGCCGUGUGUCUACAGGAUGUGGCUGUAAUGAGUGCAGUGAUGGAGAACCUCUUUGACAUAAGCUUGCCUCCCUCCCCCACGUCUGAGGACUGCCUAUACCUCAAUGUUUACACACCUGCCCAUGCCCGUGAGGGCUCCAGCCUGCCUGUGAUGGUGUGGAUCCAUGGGGGUGCUCUGGCUGUAGGCAUGGCUUCCAUGUACGACGGCUCUGCCCUGGCAGCCUUUGAGGAUGUGGUGGUGGUCACCAUCCAGUACCGCCUGGGCGUCCUGGGAUUCUUCAGCACUGGAGAUCAGCAUGCCAGUGGCAACUGGGGCUACCUGGACCAAGUGGCUGCACUGCGCUGGGUGCAGCAGAACAUCGCCCACUUUGGAGGCAACCCUGACCGGGUCACCAUAUUUGGCGAGUCUGCAGGAGGCACCAGCGUGUCCUCACAUGUGUUAUCACCCAUGUCGCAAGGACUCUUCCAUGGAGCCAUCAUGGAGAGUGGUGUGGCAGUGCUGCCUGGCCUCAUCUCCAGCUCAUCUGAGACGGUCUCCAUGCUGGUGGCCAAUCUGUCUGCCUGUGAUCCGGUGAACUCCAAGGGCUUUGUGGCCUGCUUACGGGGCAAGAGCGAAGAGGAGAUGCUGGCCAUCACCAAGACCUUCAGAAUCAUCCCAGGCGUGGUGGAUGGCAUCUUCCUGCCCAGGCAUCCCCAGGAGCUGCUGGCCUCUGCUGACUUCCAACCUGUCCCUAGCAUCAUUGGUGUCAACAACGAUGAAUACGGCUGGCUCCUCCCCAGGGGCAUGAGCACUGCAAACACUCAGAAGGAAAUGGACAGAGAGGACAUGCGUGCUGCUCUGCAGAAAUCUUCAGCCCAGAUGAUGUUGCCCCCUGAGUCUGGGGACCUGUUGAUGGAGGAAUAUAUGGGGGACAGUGAGGACCCCCGAACUCUCCAGGCUGGGUUCCAGGAGAUGAUGGCUGAUGCCCUCUUCGUGAUGCCUGCACUCCAUGUCGCACAUGUGCACCGAAGCCGCGCCCCCGUCUACCUCUACGAGUUCCAGCAGCGGCCCAGCUUCCUGAAAGACAAGAAGCCACCCCACGUGAAGGCAGACCAUGGGGAUGAGAUUGCCUUUGUCUUCGGACUCCCUUUUGUGAGAAGUGGAGUGACUCUCACUGAGGAGGAGGAGCUGCUGAGCAGGAGGAUGAUGAAGUACUGGGCCAACUUUGCUCGCACCGGGAACCCCAAUGGCGAAGGUCUGCCACACUGGCCCAUCUUGGACCAGGAGGAAAAGUACCUGCAGCUGAGCACGCAGCCUGUGGUGGGCCGGGCCCUGAAGGCCCACAGGCACCGGUUCUGGAUGCAGACUCUGCCCGAGAAGAUGCAGGAGUUGAUGGGGACUGAGCAGAAGCACGUGGAGCUGUAGCGGCCUGCGUCAGGAAGGGGGACCCUGGCUCUACUAAGGAUUGUCCUUCACCUGCCCUCAUCCACUUGGCACACCCUUGUGGAGGAACUACUGGGACCCCCUGUCCAUCCUUCCCUGAGUGUCUUGCACUAGGUGCACUCAACACUGCCCCCAUAAAAGUUAUGCCCACCUUCCUCAUCUCCCUUGUCUCUAGCCCCUCCUACACUCCUCACCUCUUCCUCCAAUACUUUCUCAUCCUGAGUUUCCUAUCCUCCCAAACCCAGACCCUCCCCACUCAAUGUGAGCUGCUUUGGGGGUUGUUGCCCACCACUAGGUGUAAGAAGACUUCCUCCUCCUCUUCCUAACAUGCCCUGUGAGUUCACCCCUAUCAGUGACCCUAGCGGACCUGGGCACCAGAGCCGCCGCCAUGUUCUGGUGCCCUCAGGCUGCCAUCACUGGCCUCUUUCCAUUCCCUCUGUGUUACCAUAAAUAAAGGCUCCCAUUCCUUCAGCUGAGAAAUACUCAUCCAGGUAACCAUGCCACACGCUCAUGUACAUGGUGGGUUGCAGGGCUCAGGUAUCAGAACAUUUGUUGCAAUAAA
This is a messenger RNA of Ochotona curzoniae (black-lipped pika), 2260 nucleotides long. RefSeq names its product cocaine esterase-like. Lineage: Eukaryota; Metazoa; Chordata; Mammalia; Lagomorpha; Ochotonidae. The transcript has 12 exons. Gene Ontology annotation, cellular component: intracellular membrane-bounded organelle. Bases 1 to 1680 code for a protein of 559 amino acids. The record is from RefSeq and is a predicted model, not a curated record. Gene Ontology annotation, molecular function: carboxylic ester hydrolase activity.